AUGGCGCCGACAACCCGCAACAAUCUCCGUGUCGGUCUCAACAAGGGCCGCUCGGUCACCGCCAUUCCAAAAGUCGCCCGCCCAGCACACCGCAAGGGCAAGCUCUCGGAGCGCAACAAGUUUGUCCGAUCUGUCGUCAGAGAGGUCGUUGGAUUCUCGCCAUACGAGAGGAGAGAUAAGAAGGCACGAAAACUUACCAAGAAGAGACUGGGCACGCUCCUCAGAUCGAAGCGAAAGGUAGAAGAGCUGCAAACGAUUAUCCAAGAGACGAGGAAGCACUAA
Messenger RNA from Serendipita indica DSM 11827, 282 nucleotides. The record is from the annotation of a GenBank genome assembly. NCBI's taxonomy places the organism in Eukaryota, Fungi, Basidiomycota, Agaricomycetes, Sebacinales, Serendipitaceae.